Messenger RNA from Cucurbita moschata (crookneck pumpkin), 936 nucleotides. Its product is annotated as cytochrome b6-f complex iron-sulfur subunit, chloroplastic-like. Bases 120 to 809 code for a protein of 229 amino acids. NCBI's taxonomy places the organism in Eukaryota, Viridiplantae, Streptophyta, Magnoliopsida, Cucurbitales, Cucurbitaceae. Gene Ontology annotation, molecular function: 2 iron, 2 sulfur cluster binding. Gene Ontology annotation, cellular component: plasma membrane. The record is from RefSeq and is a predicted model, not a curated record. The transcript has 5 exons.
AUAGGCUUAUCUUAUCACUUUAGUGGGCAUCAAAAUUCAGGAACCUCACGAACAAUCUCUCAAAUCUCUACUCCACUCACUAGUAGAUCAUUACCCACAUAUCAAUUUCUGCUCCAUCCAUGGCUUCCUCCUCUCUUUCUUCUGCAACAUCCUCACAGCUAUGCGCCGGCAGAAGCGCUUUGUUCUGUCCCUCUCAAGCGCUUUUGAGGAAACCUAAAAGCACUCAAAUGGGGGCGAAGGGAAAGGGAAUGGGCGGCAAAAUCAGUUGUCAGGCCACGAGUAUUCCGGCUGAUCGAGUGCCGGAUAUGGAGAAAAGGAAAACCAUGAAUCUGCUUCUUCUGGGCGCUAUUGGGCUUCCCACAGCUACCAUGUUGUAUCCUUACACCUAUUUCUUUGUCCCUCCUGGUACUGGAGGUUCUGGUGGUGGAGUCGUGGCCAAGGAUGCUCUUGGAAAUGAUGUUUUGGCUGCUGACUGGCUUAAUGUGCAUGGCCCUGGAGACAGAACUCUCACACAGGGGUUGAAGGGUGAUCCUACCUACCUCGUAGUCGAAAAGGAUAAAACGCUCGCAACGUUCGGAAUCAACGCAGUUUGCACUCACCUCGGAUGCGUCGUGCCAUGGAAUGCAGCUGAGAACAAGUUUAUCUGCCCAUGCCAUGGAUCCCAGUACAACGAUCAAGGCAGAGUCGUCCGAGGACCGGCACCUCUGUCUCUUGCAUUGGUUCAUGCCGAUGUCGACGAUGGGAAGGUCGUGUUCGUCCCGUGGGUCGAAACCGACUUCAGAACUGGCGAAAAUCCAUGGUGGGCUUAAGCCUCCUCUUCAUGUACAUCUCUCCACAUCCAACCCUUCAAUUUGAUCUCUCAAUUUUCUUGUGCUAUAUGUUAUAGCCAUGUUGGUUGCCAUAUAUUAAGAUACAAUGCCAUUGAUAUUAACUUCA